ACGGCCGCUCUGAAUUGGGUCUCGGACUCUCGGCGAGUGAGAGAGCGUGAGGAACAGGGAAAGAGAUGGGGGAAAGAAAAAUCAGACCUGGUUCUGGUUCCAGACCUUCUAGUUGGUCAUGGGCAGACGAGGUAGAAAAAGAAGAAGAAGAAGAAGCUCAACUUCAGCGCCUUCAGCAGCUGAAACCCAAUCCCUUUGGCUCUGCAAGGCCUAGAGAAGUUGUUCUAGAGGAGAAAGGAAUCGACUGGAGAAAGAUGGAUCGAAAACUACACGAACCUUCAAAUUUAAGGGAGAAUAUUGUUUUAAAGGAAAAUAUUCCAGGACCAACACUACCAGCGAAUAAAAAGCAGCAAUUUCCCCCAAGGAACAAGGCCCCCGAACAGAAUGUCACAAGAUAUGGUUGUGAUAGAAGCAGAGCAGCUCCAUUGUUGCCUCCAACUAUUCAGAAUCUUGGCACCUCUGUUCCACCUUUGAUGUAUCCACCUAAAAAUGUCACGGAACUGGUGGAGGGGAUGCAGCAGAAGCCUCACAACUCCGACAGAUUGGACAGUCACCAACGGUUCUUCCAAAAGCCUGAGAGGCAACAUGAACCCCACAUCCAGAGGCAGAGAGAGAACAAGACCCAUGAACAGGGGACGCAGUGGCCUUACAACAAGUCCAAUGGACUGAGACUUCUCAGUAGCCGAGGUCCUUCAUCCCAGAGAUAUCUCCAACAUCCCGACAAUGUGGAGGACUUAAUGGGUCAAUCAAUUGGGACAGCCCAUAAUAUGAGAACCAUGAAUAUAUCGUCAGCUCAUAGAGAAAUCAGAGAUUGGGAGAACAUGGAUUCUGGCUAUAAAAGAAAUAACUGUGGACACAGACUGAUGGGUCAUCCGGCAGCAAAUGACAUUAUCGCAAGGCCUUUCCCCAGUCAUGAUUGGAGAUCAUCUACUGAUGAGAGUGGUUGGGGAAACAUGAAAGAUGAAUACAGAAGAAUGGAAUAUGCUGAAGAGUUAAUGGACCCACCGCUAGCAGAGGACCGCUUCCCAGUGGUAAAUUGUGGUAGGAGAGGACCGCUUCUGAAAAAUGAGAGAGUGCGGAGAUUAGGUGCUGAUGAGAGCGGUUGGGGGAACAUGAAAGAUGAAUAUAGAAGAACGAAGUGUGUCAGGGACCAAGAGCAUUUUGAAGCUUUAGCUGAUGGAGUGGGGUGGAUGGACGAGUCCAAUUUGAACUUGGGCAGACCUGGUUUUGGAGGGCAUCGUAGAGGUAGAAGGGUAAGAUCUGCAAUGGAGGACGAGUGGGAGAAUAUGGAAGGCAACAGACAACCGAGAAUUGCCAGAGGGAAGUUUGUGGAUGGAGGGAGAGCAGGAGCCAGUCACAAUCUGACAGCAGAGAGUGUUAACAGGAAAUACAGGAAGAGAAGUAAUGGAAGCAAAAUAUAACCGAGAAUUGCCAGAGGGAAGUUUGUGGAUGGAGGGAGAGCAGGAGCCAGUCACAAUCUGACAGCAGAGAGUGUUAACAGGAAAUACAGGAAGAGAAGUAAUGGAAGCAAAAUAUAACUAACAGUCCAAGAAGAAUUUGUUCAUUUCUUCCCCUCUCGCUAUUUAUUUAUGUAGGAAACUAGCAAACAGGCUAAGCAGUGUUAUCUGUGUUAUCUUAUUUUACGGAAGAAGUAUCUUGAUGUGAUCUAUUUUUUCUGUUAAAGUAACUUUUAUUAAUGCAACUAAUUUUAAGGUUUCUAAGAA
Molecule: messenger RNA, 1724 nt
Organism: Nelumbo nucifera (sacred lotus)
Lineage: Eukaryota; Viridiplantae; Streptophyta; Magnoliopsida; Proteales; Nelumbonaceae
Molecular function (GO): translation initiation factor activity; mRNA binding
Source: RefSeq, a predicted model, not a curated record